This is a messenger RNA of Grosmannia clavigera kw1407, 3741 nucleotides long. Its product is annotated as rnase3 domain containing protein. Gene Ontology annotation, cellular component: cytoplasm; RISC complex; nucleus. Bases 1 to 3741 code for a protein of 1246 amino acids. Gene Ontology annotation, molecular function: DNA binding; RNA binding; ribonuclease III activity. NCBI's taxonomy places the organism in Eukaryota, Fungi, Ascomycota, Sordariomycetes, Ophiostomatales, Ophiostomataceae. The record is from RefSeq and is a predicted model, not a curated record. Gene Ontology annotation, biological process: siRNA processing. The transcript is spliced from 4 exons.
AUGGAACCAGACAUGUCAAUGCUAAGCAGCGAGCCUCCCGUAGGCGAAUCUAUGCGCUUGCUGUCCUCUCUUGUCUUGGAUAAUACCAAUGAUGAAGCCGCGAGGGAUGAGCCAUUGAGAGAGGAUGUUUACGACGAUCAUCUAGAAGACUCUGACGAAGAUGGCAUGCCACUUGAAAAUACCGGCAGCAGUAACAAUCUGAACUUGUCACAGAAACAUCGCUCAGACAAAGAUGCAUUUGAAUCCUGGCUGGCUCAGAACAGAGUGAGCAUCACCGACUCCAGAGCUGACGAGACUGUCCUACGCGACGAGGACAAGACCACAGCCUCGCUUGUUCGCGAGUUCGAAGCUUCCAAAAUCAUAGAAAGUCCGCGAGAUUACCAGGUAGAGCUCUUCGAAAAGGCGAAACAAAAAAACGUCAUCGCUGUCCUUGACACAGGUUCCGGCAAGACACUUAUAGCUGCUCUCCUUCUGCGGCACAUGAUCGACAAGGAGCUGGAAGAUCGCUCCCAAGGAAAACCGGCCCGCCUGUCUUUCUUCCUCGUUGACAAAGUUGCUCUUGUUUUCCAACAGCAUGCCGUGCUAGAAUGCAACUUGAGCCACUCUGUGGCCAAGUUCUCCGGCGACAAGGUCGAUUUGCGAUGGACAUCCAAGUCUUUCUGGGACGACGUCCUCCGCGAUAACAUGGCCAUUGUCUGCACGGCGGACAUUCUACUGAAAUGUCUCCACCACUCGUAUGUUUGCAUGGAACAGAUAAACCUCCUGAUAUUUGACGAGGCGCACCACACAAAGAAGAAUCAUGCAUAUGCUCGAAUAAUCAAGGACUUUUACGCGCACGAAUGUCCAAGCAACCGCCCAAAAAUCUUUGGAAUGACCGCGUCCCCUGUGGAUGCUCGAACAAACAUUGCACAAGCUGCAGAAGAGCUCGAGGCCUUACUUCACAGCGAGAUAGCCACCGUGUCAAACGACUUGCUGCUUCAUUCUGUCGCGAAGCCCAAAAAGGAAUGGGUUCUUCACUAUCAUGUCUCUCUCAGACCCCCAUUGACCGAGCUGACCGAAAAACUUGGACGACUGGUUGGGGACCACCGGUUGUUUGCCAAAAACUUCCACUUCGCUCGCGACGGCCUCAUUUACCUCGGGCCCUGGCUUGUAGACCGCUUCUGGCAACUCAUAUUCCGUGCAGAAGAGCUUGCAAAGCAAGAAGCCAAGGCCGAAAUAGAUAGCUUGCCGUACAGCACAGCGCUAGGUCGGCUUUCUGGAGCCAGGGAAAUAGACACGAGCGAACCGGCUUUGCCCAAGGGCCUUGGGCAAGAAUCGGCCACAAAUAGCACCAUUGUUGCUGCUGUCAGAGAGGCAAGCCGCUUAGUUCAAGAAUAUGCUUUCAUAAUGCCGUCCAAGCAGAUGUUGUCCAACAAAGUUCGGCGACUACACGAAACCCUUUCCGACGAGUACUCCAAACUUGAUGGAAGAAAGACCAGGUGCAUUGUUUUCGUUGACCAGAGCUUGGCGGCUUACACUCUGAAAUUAUUUGACGACGUCUUCAGCAAAUGGUACAAGGGAACUGCUGCUGAUUUUCCCUACUUGAUUGCUCCUUGUUCGGUGACUCGACAUGGUUUUAUACUCGAUGAGAAGGCGCCCACACGAUCAAUACUUGACUGGGCCGGCAUAAAUGCUGUCAGCCAGGCAACAGACAAUCCUUAUACUGGGAACGAGCCAGAUGCAUUUUUUACCAACAAGUUUGUUUCUGACCCUUUUGAUGGCUCUCGAAAAUUUUACAUGCGCCAUGUUCGUCGAGACUUGAAGCCGCUUGACCCUGUUCCAGAAGGGGUUCCUCAUCCAAAGCACAGAAUGUGGAACCGCAACGGAACCAAGCAUGAUAUCUUGAACUACAGUGUGAGCCUGUGGUCAAAAGCGAGAAGCAAAAUGUCGAUCAAAGAAAACCAACCGGUUGUGGAAGCCGAAAUUAUUACGAAUAGGCGCAAUCUUCUGGAUGACCGAGUUCACUUAGACAACCCGGAGCAGAAAAUAUGCUUCUUGGUUCUCGAAACCCUCAAGAUCUCCCCUCUGCCUGCCGAAAUUGUGGCAAUGGCGUUCAACAUUCCUGUCAUCAUCCAUCGUAUCGAAUCGACCCUUAUUGCGCUUGAGGCAACAAGCGUGAUUGGAAUACCACGCAUCCGCCCCGAACUGGCGCUUGAGGCAGUCACCAAAGAUUGUGACAACCCGGAUGCCCAAGAUGAAACCCCUCUCAAUUUUCAGGCCGGCAUGGGCAGGAAUUACGAGCGACUGGAGCUUCUCGGGGACUCUUUUUUGAAGUUGGCCACAAGUAUUGCGUUAUUUACGCUUGUUCCUGACAAAGACGAAUUUGAGUACCACGUCCAGCGCAUGUGCAUGAUAUGCAACCGAAACCUAUUUAACAACGCACUUGAUAUGAAGCUAGAGGAAUACAUCCGAUCCAGAGAAUUCGACCGCACCUGGUACCCUCCGACGAUUGAAGAAGCCGGAAAGUCUACAGAUAACGACAACUACUCAGACAACACCCCUGCGCCUCCUUCACAAAACGGGUUGGUACUUCAGAAGGGUAAACGGACACAGUUGCCUACCCACCAUCCACUCGGCGACAAAACCAUUGCGGACGUAUGCGAGGCCAUGAUUGGGGCGGCCUAUCUCACGACUUACGAAGAGCGGAACUUUGACUUGGCUGUACAGGCCGUUUCUGCUGUAGUAAAAAGCAAACUGCAUCCGAUGCAGUCAUAUGCUGAGUAUUAUACUGCAUACAAGCCACCCGGCUGGCAAUUGUGUCCUUCGACCGCAGCACAGCUGCAUAUGGCGGUAUCCAUUGCAAAGGAUCUUGGCUACCAGUUCAGGUUCCCACGACUGUUAAGAAGUGCUUUCACUCAUCCCUCUUAUCCACGAAUAUAUGAGAAUCUUCCGAGCUACCAGCGGCUCGAGUUUUUGGGCGAUGCCCUGCUCGAUAUGGCCAUCGUCGACUAUCUCUUUCACAAGUUUUCCAACAAGGAUCCGCAGUGGCUCACGGAACACAAGAUGGCCAUGGUAUCGAACCAGUUUCUGGCCUUUCUCAGUGUGUCGUUGGGGUUUCACCGGCACAUUCUAUCGUUUUCGGGAGAGAUGCGGAAGCAGAUACUAGAGUAUGUCACCAAGGUGGAGGAAGAGCGCGUUCGAGCAGAGUCCGAGGCGGUAGAGGCGGGAAGGCCAGCCAGUGAGUUUGCCCGUGACUACUGGGUGCAUGUCACACAUCCGCCCAAGGCGCUUGCAGAUGUUCUGGAGGCGUAUGUCGGAGCACUCUUCGUGGAUUCUGAGUACGACUACCAUGGUACCGUGCUGAAAUUCUUCAACACCCAUGUGCAACCAUACUUCAAAGACAUGAGCCUCUACGACACGUUUGCCAACAAGCACCCUGUCACGUUUGCGGUUAAGAUGCUCAGCCAGCGUUUUGGCUGCCGCGACUGGCGAGUCAUUGUGCAAGAAAUACCGGAUACCGAGGGCGAAGGAUGCGUCACGUUUGCCACAAAAGUAGCGGCCGGAUUUCUCGUGCACGGCCAGGUCGUCGGCCAUGGGAUUGCAGAAAGCGGUCGCUAUGCCAAGAUUGGAGCAGCUAAGAAGGCGCUGGCUAAGUUUAGUACCCUCAGCAUAUCAGCAUUUCAGACCUUGACGGGCUGUCAGUGCAGUUCCGAGCCCGAGGCGGUAAUUGAGACCGACGAAGAACUUUCGACUGCUAUUUGA